Molecule: messenger RNA, 2375 nt
Organism: Pseudovirgaria hyperparasitica
Lineage: Eukaryota; Fungi; Ascomycota; Dothideomycetes; Acrospermales; Acrospermaceae
Exons: 3
Coding region: 145-1995 (616 amino acids)
Source: RefSeq, a predicted model, not a curated record
UUCGUGCUCGUACAAUCUUCAUAACACCUCGCAUUCAUUUACAGCUCCGUCAACUCCUCUUGAGCGGCUGGAAUUUGAGCGCUUCUGACCAUAAACUUCCUCCAUUGACCACCCUAGCGCUUCACGUCCAACCAAGCCUACAUCAUGGCCGGUACCAAUAUGCCUCCGCUGCCUCCACGGGACAGCACACCAUUAGAUGCUCCUCCUCCGUACACUCCCUAUCCCCAUUCGAACCUCGAAUCGCACGAUCCCAGAACAUCCUCGACCCAGUCACUCCUCCCAGAAGAUGCCCCUGCCGGUCAACAUAGGCGAAGACUACUUCUCGUCUAUAUACAUGGCUUCCAAGGCGACGAGACAAGCUUUCAAAGCUUCCCGGCUCACGUCCACAACCUAGUGAAAAUCUCCCUGGCUGACACCCAUACCGUACAUACAAAAAUAUAUCCAAAAUACAGGACACGCCGGGCAAUUGAAUUCGCUCGCGAUGACUUUAGUGCUUGGCUCACGCCGCACGAACACCCAAACACAGAUGUGAUUCUGCUCGGGCACUCUAUGGGAGGGCUCCUGUCUGCGGAAGUAAUCCUCAUACCAACGCAGUCCCCACACUUCGCCAGUGUCUUCCGUCACCGCAUACUCGGAUCCAUCAACUUUGACGUGCCGUUCUUGGGUAUGCAUCCAGGUGUAAUCUCAAGCGGGCUGGCGAGCCUUUUCAAUCCAGCCGACAAAUCGACAAAGGAAGGGGCAAUAUCUGAGACAGAAGCGCUGGGCACGCCAGGUAGAGCAGACACUUUGUUUAGACCCCCUCAAGAUCCAGGUUAUAAUCCCGCUUUUGGGAACGACGUCAAUCUGCCUGUCAGAAAGGGCUGGGAGGGUACCUUGCAUUUCCUGAACAAACAUAGAAAGCACAUUCUUAAAGGAGGCAGGCAGUAUGUAGCAUCGCAUCUCGAAUUUGGUGGCGCCAUGGCCGAUUAUUCCACCCUGAAGAAGCGAUAUCAGAGCAUGCGGCCCUUGGACGAAGACGACCCGGCCAAGCGGAAGACUAUGAUGCGCACUCCGGGGACACCUCCGCGUGUGCGCUUUGUCAAUUACUAUACGGCGAGCACAGGAAGACCUAAGAAACCCAAGCCACCGAAACCUGAAGGUCCUACCAUGUCAAACGAGGAGCACAGGGAAGGCAGUGUUGCGAAAAUUGCGGCCGCAGAUAGUACAUAUGAUCUAGCCUCUCAGACGCAGCAGGUUACUAUUACGGAUACAUUACGGAAGGAUGAGGAAGAGGAGUUCCUCGCCAGUCUCCCUGCCGUCCCGCCUGCUCCGGUGGAACCAGCACCAUUCGACCCGUCAGCGUACCCAAACCCAAGUGUGUUGAACUUUGCCAGAAAGACACACGAGCGUGAAGUCAAUAGGUACAAACAACUUCUUGAAGAUCAUGAAAUCGCGCUUGCGGAGCGAAAAGAGCUGGAAGAAGCCCUGAGAUGCGAUGCACGCGAGCAACGCAAAGUCAGCGAAGCCACGAUACCCACCAGCUCUGAAAGCCAAGUCGCAACAGAACACAAUGACGACGACGAUGAUGAUGGCAGUCCACACGCACGCGUCAUCGGUCAACCCAUCACCAACACAACAAGCUACGACGGCUUCCAAGACAGCUACGUCGACGAGAACGACAGCUCCACAAAUCUGCAAAACACCCUUGCUUCAACCCCUUCCAUGCGCAGCACCGAUACAGACGCUCAGUCACGCGAGACUCCUCCAUCUGACGAUACGCCCAAGAAACCCAAGCGGGACCGGAAAUUCUGCAUGCUGCCGUCGAAAGACCAGUACGGCAAGGUCGAUCCGACCUGGGUGCGCGUGUACAUGGAAGGUGUGGACGAAGUGGGUGCCCAUUGCGGGCUGUUCUUCCUGAGUGCUACAUAUGAGCAGCUUGUGGGUGAUGUUGCGGCGAGGAUCGAGGGCUGGGUGCAGGAGGAUAUGACGAGGCGGCUCGUUGAGGGCCAGGGGUGAGAGGCGUUGAUAAAUGAAUGGUAGUCAGGUACUACUGUACAAAUUCAAUCAGUAUGCCAGCUUCCUUGCCACCCGGCUUUUUCAAUCUGCUGCAUGUCUGCAAUCUCCAAUAUCUGCCCCGUCUAACGCUCUAUUAUCUCCGCCCCCAUCCUCACCUUACACUCACACAUAGCACAUGGACCAACCGUGCAUCUUCUACGCCCAACAAAGCUUCCCAGGUAAUCCUACCACCCUCCUCCUUUCGUCGCUCUUCGUACUAUAAGUUAUCCUCCUCCCUCGUUACUCUUUUUCUCAUCAUAUACUCUACCACCAACUGUAGCCCUUUCUUUUGGGGGUAAUUUUGGUGUAGGCAGUCUUGGUACAGUCUUUGUUAGUAUCUA